Penicillium manginii is the source of this 1419-nucleotide messenger RNA. Its product is annotated as putative alpha-1,6-mannosyltransferase subunit. Gene Ontology annotation, molecular function: glycosyltransferase activity. Gene Ontology annotation, biological process: protein N-linked glycosylation. The coding region runs from base 1 to 1419 and encodes 472 amino acids. Gene Ontology annotation, cellular component: Golgi membrane. The transcript is spliced from 3 exons. Lineage: Eukaryota; Fungi; Ascomycota; Eurotiomycetes; Eurotiales; Aspergillaceae. The record is from RefSeq and is a predicted model, not a curated record.
AUGUCCUUGUCGCGAUCACCCUCUCCCCAUCCGGGCGGAGGGUGGUCCAGCCCCGGUCUAACUCCGGGCAGCGGCUCCUCCACGCCCGUACGCGGGUACUCCCCCAACACCCUCGCGCCGAACAGCAAUAGCAACGGAAACAACGCCUGGGCCGCAGCAAAAGCAAAGAGCAACGAAGUUCGCGGCUACCCAUCCUUCGCAACCCGCAAUAGCGGCUUCUUCUCCCGCCAGAAAACGAAGAUCUCGAACAAACUCCCCAGUUUCAACGGCCACCAGUCCCCGCACGGGUACGUCGAUAAGGAUGUAUAUGGGCGCGAGACAUGGCGCUCCUCAACCGGAGGCGCGAGAGGCACGCUGGCCAUUAUUCUGCGUCGGAGUCGGGUACGCAUCCUGCUGGGCGUAUUUCUAGCAUGUCUUGCAUACAUUUGUCUUUGGGGACCUCUAGUCCAUCUCUACCGACGCUCCCCACUCGGUGGAGGCCGCAAAUUCGUCAUAAUCCUCGGCUCCAACGUGGAAGGUGGCGUGAUGGAACUCAAAGGUGCCCGCGAGUGGGCAAUUGAGCGCAACAGCAUCCACAACAAGCAAGAAUACGCCAGGCACUGGGGCUACGAAAUUGAGGUCGUCAACAUGCUCGCCAAGAAACGCUAUUCGCACGAGUGGCGCGAGAGCUGGGAAAAGGGCGACGUGAUUCGCGAGACGAUGCGCAAAUAUCCGCACGCGGAGUGGUUCUGGUGGCUUGAUCUGAACACAUGGAUUAUGGAACGCGAGUCCUCUCUGCAGGGGGAGAUAUUCAAUUCACUUGACGAGAUGGUCUAUCGAGAUAUCAAUGCGAAUAACCCGCUCAACAUCACGCACCCGCUUCCGGAAUUCUAUCUCGAUGAAUUAGGUCGGGCGCUGGAAGGUGAUGGGCGGACCGAUUCGUUACAGAUGCUUCUCACGCAGGAUUGUUCGGGUUUUAAUCUCGGGUCGUUCUUUUUACGGAGAUCGCUGUGGACGGAUCGCUUGCUUGAUGCGUGGUGGGAUCCUGUUAUGUAUGAGCAGAUGCAUAUGGAUUGGCAACACAAGGAGCAGGAUGCUUUCAAGUACAUCUAUCAAAGCCAGCCCUGGAUCCGGAGCAGUGUCGGAUUCUUGCCCCAGCGCUCGAUCAAUGCGUUCCCGCUUGGCGCCUGUGGUGAUGAGAAUAAUCCCGCUGUGCAUUACCAAGAAGAGGAGCAUGAUCUUGUCGUCAAUAUGGCUGGUUGUAAUUUCGGUCGCGACUGCUGGUCUGAAAUUUACAACUACCGCGAGAUCGCGAAUCGCAAGAAUCGCUCGGCCUGGGAGAAGGUGCAUGAUGCUAUUUCUUCUGCCUUUGAGGGGCUUUUUGCUUCUGGCGACUCGGCCGAGGGCCUUUUGUAUGAUACUGGCACCGGCGCAGAGUAG